GUGCGUUUAGUUUGAUCAUGGCGGGGCCGCGGCAGGGGGCACCUGCUCUCUGCCCAGACACUACUUGAGAAGCGGCUGUAAAUGAAAACAAGUCGACGCCAAGAAGAGGACAAAAGUGGACCACCGCAGAGACAGUUUACGAACUAGGAUGUCAGCGCACAGUUUAUGUUUUCUCGGUCCUCUCCGUGAUUUGUGAAACUACUGGAUUUGUCGCUCCUGAUCUCCUGUCAUGUCGUUACUGUGCGUCAGAGUUAAAAAAGCCAAGCUCCAGGGACCUCCGGAAAAGUUCAACAGCUACGUGACGCUGAAGGUUCAGAAUGUCAAGAGCACGACCAUCACGGUGCGAGGGGACCAGCCCGGCUGGGAGCAGGACUUCAUGUUUGAGAUCAACCGUCUGGACCUGGGUCUCAUCGUGGAGGUGUGGAACAAGGGUCUGAUCUGGGACACCAUGGUGGGCACCACCUGGAUCCCCCUGGACACCAUCUGCCACUCAGACGAGGAGGGGUCGGGGGAGUGGAUGCCCCUGGACGCGGAGGUGCUGAUGAAGGCGGACGAGAUCUACGGCACCAAGACCGCCACGCCCCACCAGCUGCUGCUGGACACCCGCUUCGAGCUGCCCUUCGACAUCCCAGAUGAGGAGGCAGAGUACUGGACUGGGAGGCUGAAGGACAUCAACACCAUGCCUAUCCAUGAGGAGUACCCUCUCCAGGAGGACGUGGCUGGUCGACCGCUGCAUCUCGCCGCCUCCCAGUGCUCGCUGGACGAGCACGACAGCGCGCAGGACGACCAUGACAGCGACUACCGCAGCGAGACCAGCAGCAGCGCGCCGCCGCCCCGCUUCCACACCACGGCCCAGCCCAACUCGUCACUGCACCAGUACCCCGUGAGGCCGACCGUGAGGGCGGCCCCGAACCACCAGCACCAGCACCACCUCAACCAGCAGCAGCAGCCCCCCCAGCAGCAGCAGCUCCAUCCCGGGGUGAACCCGCGGGAGCCCUGUGCCGAAUCGGUGCACAGCUUCGACAUGGAGGACCGGGAGCCAACGGGGAGCAGUCCGGUGGAAAGUAGUCGCUUUGGCUCCUCUGGGAACCUGAGCCAGGUGAGCUCCCAGCUCAGUGAGAUGGGCCAAGAGAGCACGGGAGGAUCAGAGCAGGAGGAGUCCUUCCACUCCUAUCACAGCAACGACCCUCGGCCCACUUCCUCCUCCACCGGAGGACCGCCACCGGUCAAUGAACUUCCCCACCCCACGAACGGCACCUCCCUGAGGGGGGAGGAGGCCUCCGUGAGGAUCGCCGCCAAGGGAGUGGUUCAGGUCCAGAAGAACGACACUCCCGCUGAGAGACGCUUGGCUAGACUUCAACGUUUCCAUGACGACGGGCCGCCAUUACCCUUCACUCCCUCCAGGGUGCGCUGGUUGAAGGCCAUCAAUAAAGUGAGAGUACAACUCCGAGAGGUCAGCCAUGAAGAGUCCACUGCCAGACAGGCUUGGGCCAAACCAGGUGGAGGAACGGGUCUCUACGGUAUUGACAGCAUGCCAGACCUUCGCAAGAAGAAGCCCAUUCCCUUGGUCAGCGACGUGUCCCUGGUCCAGGCUCGGAAGGCGGGGAUCGCGUCCUCCAUGUCGGCCCGGUCCUCCAUCAAGGACGAGGAGUUGAAGACCCACGUGUACAAGAAGAGCCUGCAGGCCCUCAUCUACCCUAUCUCCUGCACCACGCCGCACAACUUCGAGGUGUGGACGGCCACCACGCCCACCUACUGCUACGACUGCGAGGGCCUGCUGUGGGGCAUCGCGCGCCAGGGCAUGCGCUGCUCCGAGUGCGGGGUCAAGUGCCACGAGAAGUGCCAGGAGUUGCUCAACGCCGACUGCCUCCAGCGCGCGGCUGAGAAGAGCUCGAAGCACGGCGCAGGCGACCGCACCCAGAACAUCAUCAUGGCCAUGAAGGACCGCAUGAAGAUCAGGGAGAGGAACAAGCCCGAGGUGUUCGACGUCAUCAGGGAUGUGUUCGGCGUCAACAAGUCCCUCCACGGCCAGCAGAUGAAGACCAUCAAACAGAGCGUCCUGGACGGCACCUCCAAGUGGUCCGCCAAGAUCACCAUCACUGUUGUUUGUGCCCAGGGUCUCCAGGCCAAGGAUAAGACGGGCUCCAGCGACCCCUACGUCACGGUCCAGGUGGGCAAGACCAAGAAGAGGACCAAGACAAUCUACGGGAACCUCAACCCGGUCUGGGAGGAGAAGAACCACUUCGAGUGCCACAACUCCUCAGACCGGAUCAAAGUGCGUGUGUGGGACGAGGACGAUGACAUCAAGUCCCGCGUGAAGCAGCGUCUGAAGAGGGAGUCUGAUGACUUCCUGGGCCAGAGUAUCAUUGAGGUCCGGACCCUCAGCGGAGAGAUGGACGUCUGGUACAACCUGGAGAAGAGAACGGACAAGUCGGCGGUGUCGGGCGCCAUCCGCCUGCAGAUCAGCGUGGAGAUCAAAGGGGAGGAGAAGGUGGCUCCGUACCACGUCCAGUACACCUGUCUGCACGAGAACCUGUUCCACCACUACACGGACGUGCUGGGCCAGGGGGUGGUCCGCAUCCCCGAGGCCCGUGGGGACGACUCCUGGAGGGUGUACUUUGAGGAGGUGGCCCAGGAGAUCGUGGAUGAGUUUGCCAUGCGCUACGGGAUCGAGUCCAUCUACCAGGCCAUGACGCACUUUGCAUGUCUGUCAUCCAAGUACAUGUGUCCGGGCGUCCCCGCGGUGAUGAGCACCCUGCUGGCCAACAUCAACGCCUUCUACGCCCACACCACCGCCUCCACCAGCGUCACCGCCUCCGACCGCUUUGCCGCCUCCAACUUCGGGAAAGAACGGUUUGUCAAACUCCUGGACCAGCUCCACAACUCUCUGAGAAUAGACCUCUCCACGUACCGGAACCACUUCCCAGCCAGCAGUAAGGACCGCCUCCAGGACCUCAAGUCCACCGUGGACCUCCUCACCAGCAUCACCUUCUUCAGGAUGAAGGUCCAGGAGCUGCAGUCCCCGCCGCGGGCCAGCCAGGUGGUGCGGGACUGUGUGAAGGCCUGCCUGAACUCCACCUAUGACUACAUCUUCAACAACUGCCAGGAGCUAUACAGCCGACAGUACCAGCCGCUGGACACGACCAGGGAGGAGGUUCCUCCAGAGGAGCCGGGCCCCAGCAUCAAGAACCUGGACUUCUGGCCCAAACUCAUCACCCUCAUCGUGUCGAUCAUCGAGGAGGACCGCAACUCCUACACGCCCGUGCUCAACCAGUUCCCCCAGGAGCUCAACGUGGGGAAGGUCUCCGCUGAGGUCAUGUGGACGCUGUUCGCACAGGACAUGAAGUACGGCAUGGAAGACCAUGAGAAGCACCGGCUGUGUAAGAGCGCAGACUACAUGAACCUGCACUUCAAGGUCAAGUGGCUGUACAACGAGUACGUGAAGGAGCUGCCCAGCGCCGUGCCGGCGGACGUGCCCGAGUACCCAUCGUGGUUCCUGCAGUUUGUGUUGCAGUGGCUGGAGGAGAAUGAAGACGUGUCCAUGGAGUUCAUGCACGGAGCGCUGGAGAGAGACAAGAAGGACGGAUUCCAGCAGACUUCGGAGCACGCGCUCUUCUCCUGCUCCGUGGUGGACAUCUUUACGCAGCUCAACCAGAGCUUCGAGAUCAUCAAGAAGCUGGAGUGUCCCGACCCCGGCGUCAUGGCCCAGUACAGCCUGCGCUUCUCCAAGACGAUUGCCAAAGUUCUCCUGCAGUACAGUGCCAUUCUGACCAAGAGCUUCCCCUCAUACAUAGACCAAGAGAAGAUACCCUGCGUCCUCCUGAACAACGUUCAGCAGCUGAGGAUCCUGCUGGAGAGGAUGUUUGAGUCCAUGGGCGCCAAACAGAUGGACUCAGAGGCCAGCGCCCUCCUAAACGAACUGCAGGUGAAGCUCAACAAUGUCCUGGAUGAACUCAGCACUACAUUUGGAAACAGUUUCCAGGUGCGCAUCAACGACUGCAUGCGUCAGAUGGCGACCCUGCUGUACCAGAUCAAGGGCCCGGUCAGCAGUAAGAACCAGGCGGAGGCCGACCUGGACAACAUGCUCAGACCCCUCAUGGACUUCCUGGACGGAAAGCUGACCCUGUUUGCCACGGUGUGUGAGAAGACGGUGCUGAAGCGUGUGCUAAAGGAGCUCUGGAGGAUCGUGAUGAGCAGCCUGGAGAAGACCAUCGUCCUUCCCAAGGGCCACGACACCUUCGGAGCACAGAUCCUGUCUGCGGCCAAGGAGCUGGGUACCCUGUCCAAACUGAAGGACCACAUGGCCGGAGAGGCCAAGAGCCUGUCUCCCAAGCAGUGCGCCGUCAUGGACAUGGCCCUGGACACCAUAAAGCAAUACUUCCAUGCGGGCGGUAACGGGCUGAAGAAGGCCUUCCUGGAGAAGAGUGCUGAGCUCUCGUCGCUACGCCACGCCCUUUCGCUCUACACUCAGUCCACCGACACGCUCAUCCAGACCUUUGUCACAAGCCAACGCGUUCAAGUACACAAUGGAAAGGGUAUUAGGUUAACUCCCAACGAAAAAAUACAGCCGAGCAGGGGGUCCGGCGUGGACAAGCCCAUCGGGGAGGUCUCGGCCCAGAUCGAGCUCCACACCCACCCGGGCAACGGGGAGCGCAAGAUCACCGUCAAAGUCUUGGGAGCCAAUGAUCUCAAGUGGCAGACUCCUGGGAUGUUCCGGCCCUUUGUGGAGGUGUCUCUCAUAGGUCCUCAUCUCAGCGACAAGAAACGCAAGUUCCAGACCAAGUCCAAGAACAACUGCUGGUCGCCCAAGUUCAACGAGACCUUUAACUUCGUGCUGGGCGGCAAGGAGGGCUGGGAGAGCUACGAGCUGCAGUUGUGCGUGAAGGACUACUGCUUCGGCCGGGCGGACCGCGUGGUGGGCCUGGCGGUGAUGCAGCUCCGGGACCUCGGCGAGAAGACGGGCGGCGCCUGCUGGCUGCCGCUGGGCCAGGGCGUGCACAUGGACGACACGGGGCAGACCGCCAUGCGCAUCCUGUCCCAGCGCGCCGGCGACGAGGUCGCCAAGGAGUUUGUGCGCCUCAAGUCGGAGACUCGCUCGGCCGAGGAGGGCCGGUGAGGAGGAAGGGGAAGGGAGAGGAUGGAAGGGAAUGACGAAGGAAAGGAAGUGACCGCCAGAGAGGUAGACUCGACGGAGGAGGACAGAGGGGAAAGCGAAUGCUCCCAAGACGCUUUGGUUUGAAUCAUGGCUAACACACUCGUAACCUUGGUUUCCUCGACGUCGGUUGGUCCACACCUCCACACGCUCCAUCCCUCUCCUCACUUCUCACAGACACAACACACCUGAGCCCUCAUCCUAGAGCGACCUCAGCCUUUCCAGUCGUUCACAGACUCUUCCUCACCCUUCUUUGGCUUUGGAUUCGGUUGUGGGCGCCUCCUGUCCUGUUUUUGUUUAAGCGGCAGAAACCGUGACCUGAUCAGAGUGUGUGGGUGUUUGCCACGCCCUAAUCACAAGUUCUGCAAUACCCCCCACCCUCCCCCCACCAUCCACUCCCCAUACCAACCUCACACCCCCCACUGUUUACCUGACCUCAGACCUCGUCACCCUCCAUCACCUCUAACCCAAUCCCUUGAUCGUCUGGUCACCUCCACGCACGCCACCAUCACCUUAAUCUUCCCCUGAUAAAUGCCACCGUGACUCUCCCCCCAAGCAUCAUAGCCUCCUUCCCCACUCCCACUCCAAACUCUUGUGUUUGAUGCCUUACAUGCUAGAAACUGUGAAAGAGAAUUAGACACGCUCUUGUGUUUGAAACUCUAUCCACUCUAUUUAGCUCCACCGGUUUAGAGGGAGGUUGAUUUUUGAUUUAUUUUUUCCAAGAUUAACUACUUGUGAAUACUGCUUCAUAAACAGGGGAAUGCUGAAUGGGGACCGGCCGCUUUUCUCAGUAUGAUUGUAUGGAGAGCAUGUGGCCCUAGUUUCUGUAGCGUUGAGUUCUACAAUCGGUCAAUCAAACUGUCUCUAGGCAACCGAAGGGGUGCCACUGAAGAAGACAUAGAUAGUUAUACACCAGCUAUUUGGGUUGGUACGAAAGCAAACUGUUGAAUCAAAGUAAUAAUCAAAGAGUGAUAAUGUGUGCCUUGAUGUGUGAGGUUUCUAUUUCCACUCAGAGAACCGUCAUUCCAGUUUCCCGUUGCCCUGAUGUUAACUAGCAAGGACAAUCACAGGGCUGAUGUCGUAGUUUCCAUGGUGACCACAAACCUUAGCCUCUUAUCCAUGUCGGUAAAACCAAAUCCUAUAGAGACCAAGAAUCUAGACAUUGUUUAUAUGGAUUUAUUAAUAGACGUACUCUUAACUUCACUCAUUGAUUCUUAUUUAUUUAUUUUAUAUGUGUAUAUUUAUUUUGUCUGCAGUCGUCUAAAUAUGUUUAAUGCCGGAUUUGCCAUGUUUACUUUUCCGAUUGGUGUAUUUAUAUGUUGGCCAAGUUGAACCUGCAGGAUUCUAGAAUUCUGCAACCAGAGUUCUAGAGCUGAGCUGAGUUCUUUGAACAAGCUGAGUUCCGGGUUCCACUGAAGUGUUCUCUCCUCAGACAAGCUUCCCUCCAUUUAGAAAAUCGAAAUCAAAAGUACUAAAACAUUCAGGGAAAUGUUCAGUCACACUUCACACAAAUUCACAUCAAGUACCGUAAUGUCCCUGAAUGACGAAAGUGCUAACAUAUUAAUAAAAUAUCGGCCUCUUUAUAUAUUUUUUGUAAGAUAAGUAACAUUUUAAUGUAACAUUUCUGUUUUUGUUUCACCCACAUGUAAAAGUGGUGUGUGGGAGAUGUUGUGGUUUACACAGCAUUCUACUGCUGUCCUCUCCCUCUCAGUGGCCUUAUUUUGGUAAUAGAGAAAAUGUUGGCAUCUUGUUAACCCUUUUUAAUCUAGUAUUAAUUUUCCGGCCCCGAAACUUUGAAAACAUCCGCACAUGAUUAUGAAUCAAUCAUUCCCCCAAGUGAUGCUCUUUGCCGUUAUUUCAUACUUGUUUUUUAUUUUUAUCAUUGACUCGAUUCUCUUUUUGAAGUCGGUUGAUUCUUGUCGGGUCUUUUUCUUUCGGUUUCAUUUUCUGAAUGUUUUGAUCCCUCGACCCUAGUGAGGACCUCACGACGUCCUCCACUGUGUUUGGAAGUGUGCGAGUGGUUGGUGUUGUGGACAGCUGAUGAUAUACUGUGAUACAAAUGCUGGUGAACUCUUAUCAAUCAAAAAAAUUGACAACCACUGAAACUUGACACUGCUGUAACAAAAAACAACUGUUUCCGCACAUUUGAGAAUUUGUUUUUGCACCAAAUGACAACUGCCAAAACACUACACAUGACUUUUGUUUGUUACGUUACACUUAUGGUUUAUGAAUGUUUGGAGCGGUUGUGUUUCUGGUAUAAAGCCACUCUUUGUAUUACAUGUCCCUUGUGCCAAGUUGUACCAAGUUGUCGAUUUACAACCGAUUUGUUGUUCUUACCUCUUUAGCCCCUCACACUUCCAGUACGUUACUUCAGUAGUUUAUCUGUCAAAGUAUCUUCUUAUUGUUAGCUUUCUUCUUGUUAUUAUUGUGACUUUGUUUUUCAUCACUGUUAUGAGGAUGGUGGUGUUCAUUAAAAAGUUAACAUUCCAAUUAUUGAAUUUUGUAUAAAGUGUCGGAGAAGCAUUUUUAUUGUUUUGUCGUUUUUUUUAAUCCAGUUUUUUUUUUUAAGGUUUUGAUGUAUUUUGUUGGAUUGUUGGAAUACUAUUCAGCCCCAGGAUCUCCUCAACACUAAGAAAAAUACAUAAUAUCUGGCUGUGAAGCGAAUUUGGUUCUUAGAGUUUUUGUAACUCAGAUUUUAAAGGUCAUCAUAAUUAUUUUGCUAAGGGAUAAUCAAUUAGGACACUUUAUUUGCAAGAUUGUGGCAGAAUUAAAGCUAGGGAAGGCAAUUUGGAGACACUAGCCAGAGUAAGCUAGAUUUUGAAAGAAUCUAGCUGAAAAAAAUUCCACCCCUCCUUUCAGACCUGCCUCCAAAGCCACUCCCCAAAAACA
Gadus chalcogrammus (walleye pollock) is the source of this 8041-nucleotide messenger RNA. Its product is annotated as protein unc-13 homolog B-like. The record is from RefSeq and is a predicted model, not a curated record. The coding region runs from base 230 to 5116 and encodes 1628 amino acids. The transcript is spliced from 40 exons. Gene Ontology annotation, cellular component: presynaptic membrane; synaptic vesicle membrane; plasma membrane. Gene Ontology annotation, biological process: neuromuscular junction development; dense core granule priming; synaptic transmission, glutamatergic. Lineage: Eukaryota; Metazoa; Chordata; Actinopteri; Gadiformes; Gadidae. Gene Ontology annotation, molecular function: diacylglycerol binding; phospholipid binding; syntaxin-1 binding.